UUCGCUGAUAAGAAGGAAGUUUGUGUGAGGGUUUAGAGAACAAAAUCAAGGAACCUUUGAUGUUGAGGCCAGGCCCACACAGCUGUGGCAGAGCCUAUGUGGGGCAUCAUUAGGAAUGGGGGGGGGGGGGGUCCGGGGGUCUGGGUGGGCUGUGCACAGCUCAAGGGCAGAGCCCCCACAGGCAGAGCUCUCAGCUGGUGCUGACAUAGGAACCGAAAGGCUCAUUCUCUUAGUUUGUGAAUGAGACAGAACGGAUUCUUUCCAGACACAGAUGGUGGAAGGGAGGUGACUGACGGAGGGGAAGGCCUAUGAGGUAGUUAUAAUAUUAUUUUACAGUAAAAGAAAUAAAAAUCGAGGCUCAGGGACAUUAUAUGCCUUGUCUAGGAAUACCCAGCUCGUGAGAGGCUGAGCUGGCAUCCCAGGCCUGGGUCUCACUCUCUCCUUUUCCUUUAAAAUUCAGCCUGGGCGCAUCUCCUGUCACACCCUGACCCCCGGCGGGCCUUCUCAGAGAGAAGCUCCCCUGAGUGUGCCCCUCUGGGCAGGGACUGAAGCAGAUGAGGGUGUCACAGGCCUGCUCUCUGGCCUUCCUGCCGGUUUCUCUGCAUCCUGGAGCUAAUGAGGGCGGAGGGAGGGGCCACCGGUCCAGCAGGGGCUCAUUACAGGAGGACUCAGGCCCUGGGGAGGGCCUGGCUAUAACAGGAGCGCAGACUGGGGACAAGGAUUGCAUCACGGAGAGGCUGUUUCCAUCUGUGCAUGUCCCGGUGUCCUGUCUCCCUCGGAAAAGCUGGGGCUGCGGGCAGAGGAGAGGGGAGGGCAGGAUGUCUGUGUUCUUCCUGUACCACCGGAGGAAGAUGCAGGAGAGCAGCAUUGAUGACCUGAUGAAGAGCCUCGACAAAAACAGCGACCAGGAGAUCGACUUCAAGGAGUACUCGGUGUUCCUGACCACACUGUGCAUGGCCUAUAACGACUUCUUUCUGGAGGACCGCAAGUGACGGCUCAGCCCCGCCCAGCCUCCGCAGCGCCUCUCACGGCGCCCUGUGCCCUCUCUCCCGCUGUCCCGUCCAGCAGAGGAAAUAAAGA
This is a messenger RNA of Myotis lucifugus (little brown bat), 1080 nucleotides long. RefSeq names its product S100 calcium binding protein A5 (gene S100A5). Gene Ontology annotation, cellular component: nucleus; cytoplasm. The record is from RefSeq and is a predicted model, not a curated record. The transcript is spliced from 2 exons. Lineage: Eukaryota; Metazoa; Chordata; Mammalia; Chiroptera; Vespertilionidae. Gene Ontology annotation, molecular function: calcium ion binding; transition metal ion binding. Bases 555 to 992 code for a protein of 145 amino acids.